AUGCAGCCACAGCCGUGGAGGCCUGCCCACUUUUUGCAGCAGGAACCCCAACAGCUUGAGCAGCAGCCCCAGAAGCAGCCCCAGAAGCACCACCAGCAGCAGCACCAGCAGAAGCACCACAAUCAGCAGCCCCAGCAGCAGCAGCAGCAGCAGCAGCAGCAGCAGCAACAGCAGCAGCAGCAGCACAGGCAGCUGCGUGACCAGGAGCGUUCUCAGCUGUUGCAGGAGCAGCAGAAGCAGCAGCAGCAGCAGCAGCGCCAGCUGCAAUAUGUGGUUGCCGCGUACGCGGCCAAGGGCGUGAGGCAACUGUACCCGUGGCAGGCGGCGGCGCUGGAGCAGGGGGAGGGUGGCGGCAACCUGGUCUACUGCGCACCCACUAGCGAGCAGCGCCAGCGCGCCGAGCAGCGCGCCGCGCCGCCCCCGCGCGGCCGUGCGCAGCGCCCGCCGGCGGCGCCGCGCGGCCUGCUGGUGCUGCCGUACCUGAGCAUCGUAUCUGAGAAGACGGCCGACCUGGGGGGCCUGCUGGCCGGGCUGCGCUGGAAGGUGCAGGGGUACGAGGGGGCGCGCGACAAGGAGGGCACGCCGCUGGCUAGCAAGGAUGAGCGUGUCGCGGUGUGCAGCAUCGAGAAGGCCAACGUGGCGCUCAACAAGAUGCUGUCUGAGGGGCGGCUGGACGAGCUGGCGGCGGUUGUGGUGGAUGAGGUGCACAUGGUGGCGGACCCACACAGGGGCGUGGCGCUGGAGAUGCUGCUGUCCAAGCUGGUGGCGGCGCGCAGCAGGGCCCAGAUUGUCUGCAUGUCUGCCACCAUGGCGGGGCUGGAGCCGAUGGCGGACUGGCUGGGGGCACGCCUGUUCCUCACCAACUACAGGCCGGUGCCGCUCAGCGAGCACGCCGUCUUCCAAGGCACCGUGUUUGCUCUGAAGAAGCUCACUCCUUCUGAGCGUGCAGAGGGGGCCUGCCUGCUGGAGGAGCAGCGCCAGCUGGCGGCGGUGGCCCCGAAAGACAAGGACCGCCUGAUCCCACUCAUCAGCGAGGUGGUGGCUGAGGGCCACUCAGUGCUGAUCUUCUGCGGCGGCCGGCGGCAGACGGAGUCGUGCGCCGCGCAGGUUGCGGAGCUGCUGCCCGCCGCUCUGGGUGGGCCCCCGUCGCCCGAGGCGCGUGCGGCUCGGCAGCAGUUAAUUCUGCAGCUGAGGAGCCGCCUGGGGGACGUGGGCAACAAGCCGCUGGAGGCGCUGUUCGCUGCUGGUGUGGCGUACCACCACGCGGGCCUGACGGCGGCGGAGCGGGGCGUCGUGGAGCGCGGCUACAGGAGCGGCGCGCUGCUGGUGCUGACGGCGACGUCGACGCUGGCCGCGGGCAUCAACCUGCCCGCGCGGCGCGUGAUACUGCGGAGCCUCUGGCAGGGCGGCGGCCCCGUCACGCGGGCGCAGUACCUGCAGAUGGCAGGCCGCGCUGGCAGGGCAGGCCAGUCGGCGGUGGGCGAGGCGUUCCUGAUGGCCGCCGGCGAGCCCUUCGCCAAAGGGGGCGCUGGCGAGUGGUCCAAGGUCUGUGCGCUAUUGGGUGCGCCCCUGCCAGAGCUGGUUAGCCAGCUGGUCUGCCGGGACGCCCCGCCUGCACCCGCCCCGGCACUGCCCGCCCCUGCGGGCGCCUCCGCAGCAGCACCCGCCAGCUCAGCGCCCGGCAUGGGCGCCGGGGGCGCUGCGCCCGGCGCGGGCGGCGGGGCUCCGGGCGCCGCGUCCGGCACUGGAAGCGGCGGCGGCGCGGCGGGCGGUCACCAGGGGGGCCGGCAGUCGCCAGCCUGGGAGGUGGAGUUGGAAGGGCCACUUCAGCGGCUGCUGCUGGAGGGCAUGAGUAUCGGCCUUGUAGGAGAUGGCGCCUCUGUCAACCAGCUACUCAGGCACACCUUGGCCGCGCACCAGCUGCCCUGGGAGCGCGUUGCGUCGGCCGGCAUGGCCGCACUCGUGGCGCUGCGGGCCCGCAAGCUGGCAUCCUUCGGGCCGCCGCUGGAGCCAGGGGCCGCCAACUGCUGGGUGCCGGCGCCACUUGGCAAGGUGGUAUACCACAGCACGCUGCCGCCGCCCGAGGCCCUGUUGCUCCACGAGCGCCUGCAGGCGCUGCGCAGCACCGCUGUUCUGGGCACCGGCGCGCACCUGCUCUUUGCUCUCCUGCUGGAGCCGCCCUUUGCCAUCUUUGAGUGGAAGGCGUACGCGGAGCUGCUGCGCUGCCUGAGCCCAGACCAUAGGCAGGUGGCGGCGGUCGUGGCGCCGGACGCUGAGUCAUACUCGACGCAGCGUAUGCGCGGCGUGCGCGGCACGGUCGAGAAGGACGGCCGGCACGCGCGGCUCGCGGCUGCGGUGCUUAUUGACCUGAUGAUCUCGGAGCGCGACGCCGCCGGGAUCGAGGAGGACUGGGGGCAGCCCCUGCGCCUUACUAAGGAGGGUAUAACCCGUGGAACCCUGCAGCGCUUGCAGGGCGACCUGGCUAAGAAGGCCGCAAUGGCCGGCCUGCUGUGUGCAGAGGCCGGCUGGUGGCAGCUCGAGCUGCUGCUGGGAGCCCUCGCGGCGCAGGCGGCGGCGGGCGUGCGGGCGGAGCUGUUUGGGCUCAUGGAGGUCAAGGGCAUGCAGCCGUCCCAGGCGCGCGCCCUCUUUGCGGCCGGCUUUACGACGGUUGAGCUGGUGGGUCUGGCGGAUGAGCAGCAGGUGGUGGAGGCGCUGGCUGCGGGGCUCGCGCGCAGGCGAACGGCGGCGCCCAAGGGCAAGGCGAAGGGGCAGCCAACCUUCUCUUGGGCGCUCGCGCUGGGCGACCCACAACUGCUGCCAGGCGCGGGAGGCAGCGGCGAGCUGGCGGCAGCGGCGGCGGGCGCGGCGGCCGCGGGUACGGCAACGGGCGGCGUCGGCAGCGGGGAGGGAGACGCGGAAGAUGGGGAGAUGCUUGCUCUGACGGCCGCGCCCGCCAGGAUUCCAGGGCAAGAGCAGCAGCAGCAGCAUUCAGCAGCACCCGCCGCCGGCCCGGGCGGGGGCGGUGGUGAGGGCGUGCGUGCCCCUUGGCUGAAGCCGCGCACGGCGUCGCAGCUGGCGCUGUGCUGGACCGACAGGGAGGUGCUGCUGCUGACCGUGCCGCCUGAGCCGCCGCUCAAAGCUGCCACGCAAGGUGGCGGAGGCGAGGCUUUGACUGACGCCGCGGCAACGGGCCCGGUCAGGCCCCACGCGGCAGCGGCGACGGCUGCAGCGGAAGGGGCUGAGACGGGGUCGGCAACGGAAGCCGGGGAGACAGAGGAUGACGUGACGGCACCGGUGGGCGCAGGCAGUAUCGCCGCAUUCACAAUGUCAGCGGCGGCAGCGGCGGCGGCAGGAAACGGGUACGCACGGCAGCUGUGGGCGGCGAUGCGCGCAGUGUUUGGCGACGCGAUGCGGACGGGCCUGUGCGCCGGCGCGGCGACCCAGGUGGCCGCGCUGGAAGCAGCGGGCGUAGCCUGCAGGCUGCAGGUGCACGAUCCUCUGGCGGCGUUCCAGCUGUGGCAGCCAGGGGCCGGGGCAGACGAAGAGGCGCAGCAUGGGAGCGUGGCGGGCGGGGCGGCGGGGCACCCGGUGGCGGCCGCUGCAGCGGGAGCAGAAGGCGGCGACGAGGACAGACUGUCCGAGCGGCGCCUGGCGGCGGCGCAGAAAGCCGUGCUGCCGGCCUGGCGCCUGCAGCUGCCGCUGCGGCCGGCGGGGCCGGCGCGGCACGCCGCGCGCGCGGCGCUGCUUGCGCGGGCGCUGCACGCGCCGCUGCGGUCGCUGCUGGCGGCGCGGGGGCUGGCAGGUGCGUACGACCAGAUCGCCCUCCCGCUGGUGCGCUGCUCCGCGCUCGCGCAGCGCUGCGGCGUCGCCCUCUGCCGCCGCCAGCUGCGGCGCGCCCUGGCGGAGGCGCGCAUGCAGCUGUCGCUGCUGCGCGACGCGCAGCUGCCCCGCCUCGACUCGGAUGUGGCGUCGCUUCUGGCGCGGCUGGGCCUGGCGGGCGGCAGGAAACGCGGCCAGCUGGCCGCCGGCGAGACGGGGGUGCUGGCGGCGCUGCGGCGCGCGCUGCAGGGCGGGGACCGCGGCGCCGGCGCGGACGGGGGCGGGGACGCGGCGGGGCGGGCGCCCGGGGAGCCUGUGGUCGCGCUGCUGUAUGCACUGCUUACAGAGGCGCGCCUGCGAUCCCUUGAGGGCGUGCUGGCGGAUUUGUCAGCCCUGUGCGGGCCCAGCCGGCCGGCCGCCGCUGAAGAGGCGGCCCGCGCGGCAGCUGCGACGGCUGCAGGCGGUGGCGGCGGCGGCAGCCAGGGGGACAGUGACGUGGUGUCAGUGCAUUGGGAGCUGCAGACAGCGCCCGUGGUCGGCGCGCCGGCGAGCGGCGUGCCAGAGGAUUGGCAGCGAUUCCUGUGCGGUGAGCCGCUGCCGCUGCCGGCGCUGCCCACCCUCGUGCGCCCGUGGAGCGCCGCGGCCGGCGCGGGCGGGCGGCCGCUGCUCCCGCUGGCGGCGCCGCUGCAGGUGUUAUUGCAGGAGGCGCCGGCGCCGCCCUACCAUCAUCACCAGCAGCAGAAGCAGCAGCAGCGUGGGCCAGUUGACGGCCCGGGCGCAGCUGCCCUCGCGCCAUUCCCUGGGGCGCCCAGCCCAGGCCCCUGCAUCGCGUGGCUCAUCGAUGCCUGGCGCCCACAAUUUGCGCUGCUGCCUGGCGCCGCCGCCGAGCCCAGCGGCUGGGGUUACGAGGCCCUGGCGCAGGCGGCCGCGCCGGAGGGGUGCGUGCGGGGCUGGUCUGGGGGCGCGGGAGGGGCGCAGGAGGAGGAGUGGGUGGGCAGCAUGGCGCAUACCAGAGAGACUAUCCCUUUGGCCAUUGCAUUUGGUGGCCAGGACGGAGUCCGGGGCGGCGGCGCGGACGGCGGGGCCGACGCAGUGGCGGACGGCGCGUCGCUCCUGCUGGCGCGCGGCGCCGCGAGCGUCAGGCGCUGCGUCGCGCCGGCCGCGGCCGGCGCGGUGUUUGUUGGCGUGCGCUUCGUCGACCUGGCCGUCGCGCUGCUGGCCGCCGUCAGCGGGGAGCCUUUGCUGGUGGCGGCCUGCCGGCAGGGGCAGCGGCAGUGGCAGGGGCGACAGCAGCAUCCUUUGGCCCAGCACCGCGGCCAACGACCGCUGCACGCCGCCGCGACCGCUUGGAUGGCGUCCGUCGCGGCCAAGAGCAGCGGCGCGCAGGUUGAUGGGCUGCUGCGCGCCGCGGCCGCGGGCUGCGGCGGUGCGGGCGGCGCACCGCUGCCCGCGCGGCUCGCGGCGCCGGCCGUGCUCGCGGAGCUUCUGCGGGCGGUGGAGCUGGGGCAGCGGCCGGGGAUUCUGGCAGAGGCGCUAGGGACGGACGCUCUCGGCGCGGCAGGCGCGCUGGGCACGCUAUGGGAGGCGUUCCCGCGGCUGGCUGCCCUCAGGGCGCACGUGAUCGAGGGCUGCGCCAAAACAGGGUUUGUUCACUCGCUCCUCGGCCGCCCCCUCCGCGUCCGCCUGCCACCCGCGCCCGACUCAGCCGCCGCCCGUGUGGCAGUCAAGGCGCGCGCCAGCGCAGAGAGGGCCGCGUUUGGUGCCUGCCUCUCCGCCUGCCUGGGCGACUUCAUGCAGGCCGCUCUCUCCAUCCUGCAGCGCGUGGCAGAGGCGGCUAACGCAGAGGAGCAGCAGCUGCUGCAGCAGCAGCUGUUGCAGCAACGGCCGGAGCGGCCGCAGGUCGGCGGCGCUGGGGCAGGGGGCGGCUCGGAGGCCGCGGGGGCCGUCGGAGUGGCGCCGUUUGCGGUCGUGUUUUGCAGUGGGCACGAGGUGGUGAUGCAGUGCCCUCCGGCGCUGGCGCUGCAGCUGGUGGAGAUUUCGUCGCGGCAGCUCGAGCACUGGCUGCCGAGGCUGCUGGGCCUGGCACGGCAGCAGCAGCAGGAGCAGGCGCAGCAGCAGCAGCAGCAGCAGCAGCAGCAGCAGCAGCAGCAGCAGCAGCAGAGAGUUGUCGACGGUGCUGCGGGUGAGGCCGUGUUCCCUGCGCGGUGGUGGUGGGGCAGUACCCUUGACGACACCACCGCUACUUGGCAAAGGGUUUGA
Monoraphidium neglectum is the source of this 6078-nucleotide messenger RNA. RefSeq names its product helicase, POLQ-like protein. The record is from RefSeq and is a predicted model, not a curated record. Lineage: Eukaryota; Viridiplantae; Chlorophyta; Chlorophyceae; Sphaeropleales; Selenastraceae. Bases 1 to 6078 code for a protein of 2025 amino acids. Gene Ontology annotation, molecular function: nucleic acid binding; ATP binding. The transcript has 23 exons.